AUGCAAACUUUCGUUCCACCUAGCUUCGUCUGUUUAGCUUCUAAAUACCAAACUGAGCAUGUACCUUUCUAUAAGUCUGUGACGCGUACUGCCCUUCCCACCCUUGCCAACUUAGGUAGCAAAUUUAAGUCGAUUGGCUGCGCCAUCUCUGGCAGCGUCGACAUGGUUACGGUGACUGUGAAUCCAGUUGUUAAAGGCGAAAAGGUUUUCGUCACCAAUAUGGUUAGUAUGGGAGUGAAAUACUUGCAUAAACUUAAAGGGCAUUUGAGUUACUCUGUCGUCAUUACUGCGUUGGUUGUGAUGCAGUUACUUAACAUCAAGUCCAUUGGUCUUUCUAUUACAAUAGAAAAAGGUGUACCGACAAGAGCCGAUCUGGGGUCGACAACAGCAAUGGUCAUUGCUGCUAGUGUUGCUGUUAAUGAGUUAUUCGGCGCCGUACUACCAAGGAGUGACCUAGUGCCUCUAAUAAUCGAUUCGGAGACUAAAGUUUCAUAUUACAGCUAUAACGUUGAAGCAACUAUUUCGGGUGAAUUUGUUAUUGUUAAAGAAAUUAUUGAGAGUUUGUCUGAGUAUUUGGAUUUCAAAAUAUUUGGUGAAGAAGUUACAAUUUCAUCUUGUGUGUCUUCAAUCUUGGCAAGUGAUCUGGUUGGAAAUCGAUUAGGAUGGUGGCGAUGGAAGUGGGAGCUUACAACUGCAGAAUAG
Messenger RNA from Cornus florida, 702 nucleotides. RefSeq names its product homoserine kinase-like. The record is from RefSeq and is a predicted model, not a curated record. NCBI's taxonomy places the organism in Eukaryota, Viridiplantae, Streptophyta, Magnoliopsida, Cornales, Cornaceae. The coding region runs from base 1 to 702 and encodes 233 amino acids. The transcript is spliced from 3 exons.